CUUUUGGACAAGUCACUGGAUAAAUAUGGAUGGAUAUGGAGCUUUUGCAAUGAUUACUGGAUAUAUAUACGGAGGUGUCAUCAUUCAAGACUCCAGAGUAUCGAAAACUUCUUCAGCGACAACUAGGAGACCAGCAUGUCGCUUAGCCGCAGUCGCACCCUCUGUCGCUACUAUGUGCAGGGGAUCUGUCGGUUCGGGGAGCUCUGCCGCUUCUCCCACAAUGUGCACGCCAGUCCAGCGGAGGUGGAGGGGCAGGUGGCCACCACCAGCGACUACAGUCGGCAGAGGAUCUGGGCGAAUGCACCCGUGUUCGUGCCCAGUACCCGGAAGGCCAAUCCUGCCGAGGCUGAAGCCCCCCAGGAGUUCUGUCCGCGGGAGGGCAAGUGCAUCCUGGGCCAUCGGUGCCCCCAUCGCGUCCACCUGGAGCUGUGCGACAUGUGCCACCUGUACUGCCUGCAUCCGGGCGAUCUGGAGCAGCGGCGGGAGCACAGCCGCGAGUGCCUGGAGCAGCACGAGCAGGCCAUGGAGCUGUCCUUUGCGAUAGCCCGCUCCAAGGACAAGAUGUGCGGCAUCUGCUUCGACACGGUGCUGGAGAAGCAGGGCCGGAGGGAGCGGCGCUUCGGCAUCCUGUCCAAGUGCAACCACACCUUCUGCCUGGACUGCAUCCGGCGGUGGCGCCAGGCCAAGCAGUUCGAGCACACGGUGACCAGGGCCUGUCCGGAGUGCCGCGUUGCCUCGGAUUUCGUGUGUCCCAGCGCCUUCUGGGUGGACACCAAGGAGGAGAAGGACAAGCUGCUCCUCGACUAUCGCACCGCGCUGGGCUCGAAGAACUGCAAGUACUUCAAGCUGGGCGGGGGCAGGUGUCCCUUCGGCAACAAGUGCUUCUACAGACACGCCCUAGCCGAUGGCACCGUCAUCGAUGUGGGACUGCCCCGGCGGUACCGGAAGCCACACCGCCAUUCCAGACGGGACCGGCAUCAGGAUCAGGAUCAGGAUCAGGAUCAGGACGAUCUCAUGGACUUCCUCGACUAUUAUCCCUGGCGGAUGGAAGAUCGACUGGACCAGUACUGGCUCGACCUGUACUCAAGUGAUUUCAGCGACUUUUCCGAUGGCUCGGGGGAGGAUAACUAACUAAGCCAGGUCGUGCCUCAUGGGGAUGACCCGAGCACACACAUUUGGACUCUGUGUCCCAGAACGAAGCCAGUAGCACGAUGAUGCAUCUUAAGCCAUUGCCAAAAUUACACUACAAACUUACUUGAACACUAAAUUUUGGUUGACAUCAUUAUCCCAUUAAUGUUACAAAUUUUCCGUCAUUGCCUUAAAUUAAUUAACAUUUGAAAAACAAAUUUAAACACCGAUAAACAGUUUAUGAGUUACACUUCAAAUGUAAGUAAAAUAAAAAAAAUACAG
This is a messenger RNA of Drosophila biarmipes, 1410 nucleotides long. Its product is annotated as probable E3 ubiquitin-protein ligase makorin-1. Gene Ontology annotation, biological process: protein polyubiquitination. Gene Ontology annotation, molecular function: metal ion binding; ubiquitin protein ligase activity. Lineage: Eukaryota; Metazoa; Arthropoda; Insecta; Diptera; Drosophilidae. Bases 136 to 1131 code for a protein of 331 amino acids. The transcript is spliced from 2 exons. The record is from RefSeq and is a predicted model, not a curated record.